Molecule: messenger RNA, 1152 nt
Organism: Anthostomella pinea
Lineage: Eukaryota; Fungi; Ascomycota; Sordariomycetes; Xylariales; Xylariaceae
Source: the annotation of a GenBank genome assembly
AUGGACUAUCGAAUUUUAUAUGGUUAUCCAUAUGGUCUUCCAUGGUUAAGACUCGAUGCGAAGAAGAAGCAGUUCCGUCUGCUCAGUCUCCACCUAGGAGAACCGAACGCAGAAGUCAGCUGCUCUUUACUCCGUGAUUCCCUCGAGGGCAUGCCCCUACAAAAAUAUGAGACCAUCUCGUAUGUCUGGGGAGACACUACGACGAAGAAGACAAUCCGUCUGAACGGCUAUGAGAUCGGGGUAGGCGCAAGCGCGAAACGAGUGCUGCGGCGCUUCCGGCUGCCGCACCGGUCUCGUUUCCUUUGGAUUGACGCCGUCUGCAUUAUUCAGAACGACUUGGAGGAGCGCAGUCAGCAAGUCGCUUUGAUGGCCGACAUCUACUCCAAGGCUGCGCAUGGCCUCAUCUGGCUCGGCGAUGAUGACGGGUACGCACAUGCUGCGCGAGACUGCAUCAACGCAGUAUACGAAGAUGCGCGAGGACAGACGGACAACUUUCGCCUACUGAAAGAGACGGUCUAUGACGAUACAGGUCGUCUGCGCUACUCGGCCACGGGCCUUGCGAUCGACAUAGAUCCUGCCCCUCUAGCCCGGCUACUGGAAUGCCCAUGGUUCCAGCGUCUGUGGGUGGUACAAGAGGCAUCACUAGCAGACACGAGCACAUGCUAUUGGGGCGAUGUCAAACUAUGGCUAACGAAAGUCCUCACGACUUGGUUGACGCACAAAUAUGCAUAUCUAUCAUUCGAGGUGCUGACGAUGAUGCCGAGAAUAGAUAACGCGUCGAUGAUGUGGGAGUUGGCUGAUAAGGCCAAUAGCCCAUUCAGAGGCAGCUGGGCCAAGGACAUAGAUCUCAUAUUCCUUCUGGAUAUGGUCCGCUCAUUUCAUGCACACGAUUCGCGAGAUCAUGUAUUCGGCAUUAUCGGGCUGUACCAAAGAUUUACCAAUGACUUGGUGCCUGACGUUCCGCUCCCGGUGGAGUUGGUGCCCGACUAUACGAAACCGUGGGCCGAGGUAUACCGUGACGCUACGCGGUUCGCUGUGGAAGAAACUCGUGAUCUGUCUUUACUUUACGAGUUGUAUCGCCGCCCGGCUGAAAUUGCAGACGACAUGCCAUUUACCAACAUGGGUACCGCGCUGGGAUCGGCCUUUAGAUAG